AUGAGCCUUCCGAGGCCUUGUCCGCUUACCACAACACACAGACAGACGAGCUCCGAGGAUGAUGUUACAGCCGACUCCGAUUUUUCAGAAUCCGAUUCCGAUUGGGGCUUCGACUCCGAUGAUGAUGAAGAUGAAAACGGCGACGUUGACGAAGAGUGCUUCUACAUCAACGCAAUCAUCUCUGUGCCAGGCCCCUACACGCUGUCAUGGGACUGUUCUUCAUCGCUUCUUUGGUCGAAGUCUCUGGUCCAGCAUGGCGAAUUUGAAGCCGCCGACGCCAUUCUAUUAGCUUUUGUCGUAGACGUAGCAAUGAAGCUGUACAUUGUCGAUGGCAUCAACUAUUCCGUCCUCAACAUCCUCGACACCUCUCAACUUGUCUGGACAGUCCUUAGCAUAAUCCACAACUCAAUAUACAAACGAGUAAGUUGUUGUGGAUGGAGCAAAGGCGACGUUAUACAAACCGUAGAAAGCUUUUUCCUCGCCGCAGCCCCUGGUCUUCACCGAAUUCGCGAGCGAUUCGACAUUGCUUUUCUGCAAAAAAUCCUGGAUCCUUAUACCAAAUUGUUGUUUGCAAAAAAACUCAUUCUCCAUGAGAAUUUUACGCCCAACACUGGAAAGAUUGCCAAAGUCUACCGCUGGGUCUAUGGGGAGCCGCCCGAGUUAGUCUUAUUCAAUGAUAUGGAAGAUGGCGAGCCUCCUUCGCAGAGACCGAUCAACAUACGGCAAUGGGUUUUUGAGUAUAACUAA
Messenger RNA from Bipolaris oryzae ATCC 44560, 747 nucleotides. RefSeq lists its product as uncharacterized. The coding region runs from base 1 to 747 and encodes 248 amino acids. The record is from RefSeq and is a predicted model, not a curated record. The transcript has a single exon. NCBI's taxonomy places the organism in Eukaryota, Fungi, Ascomycota, Dothideomycetes, Pleosporales, Pleosporaceae.